UUUACUGAUUGUGAUAUGAAGGAAUUUGCAACAUUCAGUUUAGGUGUUUGUUUAUGUUAACUAUGUCUUGACUGCCAAGUUCUAUCAUACCAAACCAUGUAACUACAACGUUUUGGAAUCUUAAUACCUACCAUAAGUUAAAUUAUUUGUUGAGUAGCGGAUAACUCUGUGUUGUUUGUGAGGCAGAUAAAACUUUAUAUUUUCUCUUGUAAGAUUAGUGGAACGAAUGUGUAAUGAAGAAUUUCCCUUAAUUUAGCUAUCCUUUCUUCUUUGUAUUGAGUCAAGAUGCGCUGUUUAGAAGAGCUUACGUGUUGUUUACUCUCUAGUAAACAAGCUCUUGACGAAGAACAACUCCAAGCAUAAUUUGUUAAAUCUUUUUUUCCACCAAAAUAAACAAUGUUAGAGAAUCUUUAAUUUCCCUAGCUUGAUUUCCUUACAAGAUGAUACACUAUUAUAAUAAAUGGAAACCCUUUGCGACACUUCCUUAUAAAGGACCGACAACUCGACCCAAUCCUAAUAAACAAACCCCCCCAAAACUUCCGCUUCUACAUCCUAUUUUUAUUUUCAUUGUUUCUCAAAAGCCUUUCAAUUGUCAAGAAUAUAUAUUGACUUAUUCAAAUCACUUUGAAAUUACCUAUUCCAUAUGUCAAGAUUCUAAGUUUACCAAAUGUCAAAUAUCUAUAGUCAUUUGCAAUACCACAGUUACUAAGAAGACAGUACAGAAACUCAGCUGUGUUUAGUUGGUGCCGACAUCAUUAUUGACUUUUAGACGGGUGCUAAAUUAAAUUUUAAGCCAGGCAAAGCUUAUGAUGUUUGCGACUCUUCGAUCUGUGUCUAAAAUGAAGAGAAGUCUAAAGAAGGGAGAGCGUCCAGACUCCCGUUGCUCUUCAGCGGUUACUAUCCUUGAGACUCCAGAGAUAUUCAUUCAUAGGCCUGUCACUCUUUUUGGAGAGCCCUACACACCAACAGGGAACUUUGAGACAGAUUUCCAUGAGCUAUGCCUCAGGGCUGGCUUUCCCAGCCUCCAAGUAGUGCCACGCCCACACCGCCCCCCUACCCCAAGCCCUAUCCCACAAGAAAAUACACCCGUAACAGGAAAAGUAGCUAAGGAUGCUAAAGAGGAUACAAGUAAGGCGGAGGAUAGCACUACGCUAUCAGGGAGUGAGCAAGAGGAUCCACCCCCUACCACCUUCACAACAAAGGACAAGUACACAUUCUUUAAGCCAAAGGUAGAGGUUGAGACAGAAGAAGAGGGCAACAAGUCAUUCAUUAAGGAGAUUUAUAUCAGAGGAUGGACUAUUGAUGACAGAAUACUUGAAAUCUUAACUGUAACCCUUCCCCCUCUGGAUAGAUUAACCACAAUCAACUUAUGGAAUAAUGGUUUGACUGACAGCAGGUUCAAUCUUUUAGCCAGUACAAUACAGAGCAUGCCGAAUAUCAAAGCCCUAUCACUUGACAACAACCCCCUCAUUCUUCAACGAUACAACGCCUUGCUUGGUGAAGAGAGCACGAUCCAGCAUCUGUCCCUCAGAAACUGCUAUGUAAAUGAUAUGGGCGCCAAAAUGAUCGGAGACGCACUCACAGUUAACAAGUCUCUUACAACACUGAACCUGUGCUAUAACAAGAUCACAUGCGAUGGGGCAGCCAAACUAGCCAAGGGUCUACGGAUGAAUAGAAUACUGCUGACUUUAAACCUUGGAAGCAAUCUUAUUGGAGAUAAUGGGGCUUCCAAACUUGCUGAGGUUAUUUCAAGUUUUUCUCUAAGCCAUGAAGAGAUCAUUGCAAGGCGGCUUCUCAUAUCUAAGAAAUCUCCUGAAGAAGGAGCCAGUCCAUCCAGGAGUCUAAAUGCGCCCAUAGGAGGCUCAAAGGAAAGGCCAGCAAGUGUCCGUAGUGGGGGCCACUUGAGUAAGGAAGAGAGAAAGAGCAGAGAAAAGGACAGAGCAAGCAAGAAGAAGGAAGGAAAAAAGCAAGAAGAAAAGGCUAAGAAAUCUGCAUCUAUCGAGUCUGUCAAGGCAGCUAGCAAGGGCAAGAAGGCAUCUGCUGUCAAGGGUGACAAGAAAGGUGCACAACAACCAGAACAAGAGCAACAAAAUUUUCUUUCGCAGCAACCUGAGGUACUUGAGUUCCCAAACCCCCUACUGGAGAUACCGCUAAAGGAAGAGGGAGGAGAGAUUGUCAUCCCUGGUAACCGGGCUCUUAUCAGCAUCAAUCUUGCUAGGAAUAAAGUAAGUGAAAUGGGAGUUGAGGCCUUCCUGAUUGCAGUUCAAAGACAAACAGAACUAAUAUCCUCUUCACCCAAGCCUUCAGGGCUGAUGAGGCUGUCCCUAGCGAAAAAUAAAUUUGCUCCUAAUAAUGGUACUUAUCUACGCCUUAUGGACAUCAUGCAGACUAAAGACCCAUUUUACAAACCUCCUGAGCCUGCUGAGGACACUAUUAGUACCAUCAAGGAGGAUCCUUGACAGAAAUUAUAAAGUCAAAUCAAGUGUACCAGAAUUCUUUUAAUUGUGAAUAUUUCCAUAGUCAGUACACCACAACUGCACACUGCUUGUUUCUUUCAGAAAAUAGUGGCUUUAUAAAUAAUGGUGUUUGUUUUAGAAAAAAGUGGUUUUUGUAAAUAAUGUUAUAAAUAAUAAUAAUAAUAAAUAAAAAGUGAGCAUUGCUACCACUAUAAA
Messenger RNA from Nematostella vectensis (starlet sea anemone), 2672 nucleotides. RefSeq names its product leucine-rich repeat-containing protein 71. The record is from RefSeq and is a predicted model, not a curated record. The transcript is spliced from 17 exons. NCBI's taxonomy places the organism in Eukaryota, Metazoa, Cnidaria, Anthozoa, Actiniaria, Edwardsiidae. Gene Ontology annotation, molecular function: protein binding. The coding region runs from base 807 to 2459 and encodes 550 amino acids.